AGUGCAGCUCACUGCAGUGUAACGAAAGUAGUGGUCUUACAUUUCACAGGCUCUCCAGCGCCACGCCAAGCCAGCGUCACAGCCACAGCCGUAUUCUGUCGUUUUUUUUUUAUCUGCGUUGAAUCAUUCUAACGCACCGGGACUUUGGAGAUACGGACCGCGUGCAAAUGUUAAAAGUCAAUCUGGAUCAUAUGCUACGUUCAUCCUUUAUGCGCUCUCCAGCGGCAAAACCUGGCGAGGGGAGUGAACUGACAGAGUUCUGCUAUGUAAACUGACACCAGCAUCUUUCUCGUUUUCUCGUUGUUUGGAAAGAAAACAUGGGGAGACAAAGACGCUAUGCCUAAAUGCUUUUUAUGCUCGAAAAUGUGGAAACUCUGAUCAAUGAAGGUGUUAUUCCAGCUUGGACUUUACUAGGCUCGACGAAAGGUUGCGUUCCAAUAUUCCGUGCUUUACGGAAUCGGUUGUGCUAAAAGACUUCACAGCCUGAAUAUUACAUUGUUACUACUGCGAGGGGGCACCGUACAAGAUACUACCUUCACUAAGGCUUCCAAGGGGGACUGCCUUUAGUGUCUCGAGUUGCCAUCUCUCGGCGUCCAAUCAGAGGAGCUGCAAAAUAACUGUGUGGAGAGCAGGACUGACAGGAGACAUGGGCGGAGCUAAAGUCCUGCUCCUGAUGCUUGUCAUUGGCUGGGACAAGACGAUGUGUGUCAACUGGAAUCCAAUCCCCCGCAAGACGGUCCGGCACACUGAAGUGUCAGACAGCAUGGCGCGGUUUCACGCGGCGGGAGUGUGCAAUUACAGCAUCUUGACGCUGUCCGAGCAUGACAAGGUGCUGUAUGUCGGCGCAAGAGAGGCCCUUUUCGCCCUGGACCCCAAUGACAUCAGCACGCAACUGAGGCCUCAGAUUGAGUGGCCAGCCCCUCAGGACAAGAAGAAAGAGUGCGCUUCGAAGGGAAAAAACAACCAGACGGAGUGCUUCAACUACAUCCGACUCCUGCAGAGCUACGAUCACACACAUCUCUACACCUGCGGUACCUACGCCUUCCAGCCCAAGUGUGCUUUCAUUAACAUUGACCACUUCAGUCUCAACACUGCCGCCCUGGAGGAUGGCAAGGGAAAGUGUCCAUAUGACCCUGCUAAGAGCUACACCGGUCUCAUCAUUGAUAAAGAACUGUACUCUGCCACCUUCAACAAUUUCCUGGGCACUGAACCAGUGAUUCUGCGUAACCUGGGCCAGCAGCACUACAGCAUGAAAAGUGAACCUACAUGGCUUGGUGAGCCAGAGUUUGUGGGCUCAGCGGUGGUGAGGGAGAGUCGGAGCAGCAGCGAGGGUGACGAUGAUAAGAUCUACUUCUUCUUCAGCGAGCGUGCCGUCGACCUGGACUGCGAUCCAGAGCUCACUGUAGCCCGAGUGGCCCGCAUCUGCAAAGGAGAUAUGGGGGGCACUCUGACCCUGCAGAAGAAGUGGACCACCUUCCAGAAGGCUAACCUGGUGUGCUCGCUCCGUGACCGCCACGUCACGUUCAACAAGCUGCGGGCCGUCUUCACCCUGCCGGGAGUGGACUGGCGGGGCACCAGCUUCUUCGGCCUCUUCCACGCCCAGUGGGGCGAUGUGGACGUGUCGGCUGUGUGUCAGUACCAGAUUGAGGACAUGAGGAGAGUGUUUAACGGGCCUUAUAAGGAAAUCCAGCAGGGCUCUGGGCGCUGGACGCGCUACCGGGGCGCCGUGCCCAGCCCCCGACCAGGAGCGUGCAUCACCAACUGGCACCGCGAGAACAACUACAACAGCACCCUGCAGCUCCCAGACACCACCCUCAACUUUGCCAAGAGCCACCCGCUGAUGGAGGAUGCUGUGGAGGCGCAGCCCCUGCUGAUCACCAAGGGGGUCAACUUCACCCGGCUGGCCGUGGACCGGGUCAGCUCACUGGACCAGCGCCAGUACAACGUGCUCUUCAUCGGCACGGCGGAGGGAUGGCUUCAAAGAGUGGUAAUCCUGGGCACUGAGGCCCACGUGAUUGAGGAGAUCCAGCUGUUUGAUACCCCGCAACCCGUGGACAGCUUGACCAUAUCCCACACCAAGAAGUAUUUGUACAUUGGCUCGAGCUCCGCGGUUCUCCAGCUGCCCUUGGCCAAUUGCAGCCGUUACCACUCGCAGCCAGACUGCCUCCUGUCCAGGGACCCGUACUGCGCCUGGGACAGCGAGGGACGGGCCUGCAUCCGCUUCGACCUCCACGGCGGGUCGACCUCCACGCUGACACAGGAUCUCAUGCUGGAUAGAUUCAAAGGCAAGUCCAAGAUCCAGAAGCCUGUCUCCAUCCCCAGCCCAGAGCACUCCAGGCUGAAGAACGUGACUGUGGUUGUCGGGUCUGACCUGGUGCUCCCCUGCCACCUCGUGUCCAACCUGGCCCAGCCCUCCUGGUCCCUGAACGACAAGGAGCUGGACCUGGGCAACGAGGCCAGCUCGGGGCCCCGGUUCGACCGAGCCCUGAGGGCCCUGGUGGUGCCCGAGGCCGGCGCCCCCCAGGCGGGCCGCUACGUGUGCUACUCGGAGGAGCAGGGCGUCAAGUUCCAGACGGAGCGCUACCAGGUGGCGGUGGUGGCCAGCGCCCCGAUCGUCAUGGAGUCCCGGGCUCCAGACGGCAGCAUGGGGCUCUUCUGGGUGCUGGUGAUCACCCUGGGGGUGGCCUGUCUGCUCCUGCUCAUCAUCUCCCUCUAUCUGCGGCGCCGGCUGAAGCUGGCCUUGGGCAAGGGUGCCGAGAUGAAACCGCUGGAGAGCACGCUGGUGUACCCCAUCACCCUCCCCAAGGAGCCGCCCACGUUCGUGCCCAGCAAGAUGCCCAACGACGAGGACCGCUUCUGGGAGACGGGCGCCAACUACUACUACUCGGACGGCUCGCUGAAAAUCGUGCCCGGGCACGCGUUGUGCCCCGCGGCAAGCUCCUCGUCGCCCAGCGCCAUCCCGGGACAGCCCAUCCACUCUCCCAGCCGCCUGAGCCUGACCAGUAUCCGCAACUCGGGCGCCAACGGCUACAUCCGACUCAACCUGAGCACGGCCGGGGAGGAGAGGAGCAGUGGGGGAGGCCUCACCACCGGAGGUGGGGGAGCUCUAAGUGGCAGUGGGAACGACUAUUCCAGCCCCUUCAGGGAGGAGCUGCGCCGAACCCUCCAGCAGAGGAGCGUCCUGCCCGACGCCAACCCGGAGGAAUCCUCCGUGUAGGUGCGGGCGGGGCUUCUCGUCGGAGCAAGGCAGUGGACGGACUGGCCCAGCAAAGUGACCUACCUCCCUCCUGGAUGGAGACUUCUUUCUCUCUCACUCACUUACUCGCUCUCUCACUCAAUCACAAUCAAGACUCGACCGUUCCUCCUACCCUCUCUCCCUGGCUCCCCCUUUGCUUAUUCAGCUCAAAGUGACUUUUCUUGGCAAAUUUCAAAGCGCUGUCCCCGUUGGGCGAUGCUCCAAAACCUGCUUCAGUCUGCCCUACACACAAACACACACGCACACACAGACAGAUUUCAGCUCCGUUAAAGCCUGCUCCCUCUAACCGACGCAUUGCAACCUUUGCCGUGACUACAAGAUCCUUUGUGCAAUUUCUACAUUGUGUAAAUUCUGUAUGUAAAGACACUGCAAGCGGGAAUCUGUGAAAUUGCACCUUGAGCAUGUCACAUCCGGUUUAGGUUCAGAGGGCACUGUGAACACUGAAUAGAAUACAUUGAGCCAGCCAUCCAGACAGACCUUGGCCAGGAGCUGUAAUGCUCAAGCAAACUGCGAGAGACACCAUUGGAAAAACUCGCCAAGUUUCCCGUAGGAGGUUCAAUUAUUUGCUUGCUGCACUUUCACCGCCGUCUGGCCGUUUUUUU
Alosa alosa (allis shad) is the source of this 3858-nucleotide messenger RNA. RefSeq names its product sema domain, immunoglobulin domain (Ig), transmembrane domain (TM) and short cytoplasmic domain, (semaphorin) 4C (gene sema4c). The transcript is spliced from 15 exons. Gene Ontology annotation, molecular function: chemorepellent activity; semaphorin receptor binding. Bases 647 to 3217 code for a protein of 856 amino acids. The record is from RefSeq and is a predicted model, not a curated record. Lineage: Eukaryota; Metazoa; Chordata; Actinopteri; Clupeiformes; Clupeidae. Gene Ontology annotation, biological process: neural crest cell migration; muscle cell differentiation; positive regulation of cell migration.